Messenger RNA from Microthlaspi erraticum, 2844 nucleotides. The record is from the annotation of a GenBank genome assembly. Lineage: Eukaryota; Viridiplantae; Streptophyta; Magnoliopsida; Brassicales; Brassicaceae.
AUGGAGUCUCGUAUGGAUCAGUACGAGAUCAUGGAGCAGAUCGGGCGUGGUGCGUUUGGCGCCGCCAUUCUCGUUCAUCAUAAGGCUGAGAAAAAGAAGUAUGUUCUGAAGAAGAUCAGAUUAGCUCGGCAAACGGAACGUUGCCGGAGAUCUGCACAUCAAGAGAUGGCUUUGAUUGCACGAGUUCAGCAUCCUUACAUCGUGGAGUUUAAAGAAGCUUGGGUUGAGAAAGGAUGCUAUGUUUGUAUUGUCACUGGAUAUUGUGAAGGAGGAGACAUGGCUGAGUUGAUGAAAAAGUCAAAUGGUGUGUAUUUUCCUGAGGAGAAACUCUGCAAGUGGUUUACUCAAUUGUUAUUAGCUGUUGAGUAUCUGCAUUCGAACUAUGUUCUACAUCGUGAUCUAAAGUGUUCCAACAUUUUCCUUACUAAAGAUGAUGUACGCCUUGGGGACUUUGGUCUGGCCAAAACUAUGAAGGCGGAUGACUUAACUUCUUCGGUUGUUGGAACACCAAACUACAUGUGCCCGGAACUGCUAGCUGAUAUUCCUUAUGGUUUUAAAUCAGAUAUCUGGUCCCUAGGCUGUUGUAUAUAUGAGAUGGCUGCGUAUCGGCCUGCUUUCAAAGCUUUUGAUAUGGCAGGGCUUAUAAGCAAAGUUAAUCGCUCCUCAAUUGGUCCUUUGCCUUCGUGUUAUUCACCAUCUUUAAAAGCACUCAUCAAGGGGAUGUUAAGAAAGAACCCCGAGUAUCGGCCAAGUGCCUCUGAGAUUUUGAAGCAUCCUUAUUUGCAGCCAUAUGUUGAGCAGUACCGGCCAGCCAUUUCUGGAGCGUCUAUAACUCCAGAAAAGCCUCUCAAUUCUCGUGAGGGCCGGAGGAGUAUGGCUGAAAGCCAGAACAGCAAUAGUUCAGGCGAAAGAGAUAACUUCUACGUGAGUGAAAAAAGCAACCGACAUGUGGCUCCAAGUAAUGGUAACAAAGUCACCGAGACCGAAAUAGUUUCUCUCGAUGAAGAAGACAUCCUCGACCAUGCGCAACAACAACAACCAGCUGAAAACGAAAAUGUGCAUAGUGUUUCAGCAGCGAAAACAGAUGGCCAUGGGAUUUUGAAGCCUUCGCAGAGUGACCAUCGACCAGAGAUUAUUCAACAAAGGCACCCGAAGACUAUCAGAAACAUCAUGAUGGUUUUGAAAGAAGAGAAAGCUAGAGAGAAUGGCUCGCCCAUGAGAGGUAAUCGAGGGAGAGCUCCUGGUGUUCCGACACAGAAGAACAACAUCGAAACUCCUUCAAAGAUUCCAAAACUCGGUGACAUUGCUCAUAGCAAGACUAACGCAACUACGCAUAUCCCACCGUCAAAGCUAGCAUCUGAUUCCGGAAGGACUCCAGGAUCAAUACCACCAAAACAUCACGUACCAAUGAUCGACUCUUCUCCAAAACUGAAGCCUAGAAACGACAGAAUUCCUCUUGCUCCUGCUGCUAAACACGAAGCCGAAGAGGCAAUGUCAGCUAAGCGAAGGCAAAGAACACCUCCUACUUUACCAAGAAGAAUCUCUCUGACAGCGCAAUCAAGACAAUUAGCAGCAGACAUUCCAAAUAUGGUGGCCAAGGACACGAUGAAGCUACAUCCACCUGUGCCAUCAGAGCCUGAAACCAUUUCUCAUCAAUCACGCCUCCAUGCUUCCCCUGUGAUUGCGCCGGAGCCUAAGAGAACCUCUGUUGGAUCUUCCAAAGGAAUGCAGAGUGAAAGCAGCAACUCAAUCUCGUCUUCCUUGUCCAUGCAGGCAUUUGAGCUCUGCGACGAUGCUUCCACACCAUAUAUCGACAUGACAGAGCAACAUACCACUCCCGAUGACCACCGAAGAUCCUGCCACAGUGAAUACUCGUCCUCCUUCCCAGAAAUCUCCUCGGAGAUGAUGAUCCACAGAGAAGAACACAGCACUAGUAUGCGUCUCACUGAAAUCCCCAACUCUGUUUCCCAUCACCAGCCAGAAGGAAGCUCUCCUACUGUGCUUAAAGAAAGUAGCACUAGCCCUGCGAUAUUACAAAGCUAUGAACCAAACGCUUCACAACAACAACAACAACAACAACACGGUGAUGAUAAAUUCACAGUCAAAGAAUUCGUCUCCUCUGUUGUUCCCGGAGCAGCCGCAAUGCAUGUUGGACCUUCCCACUCAGAUAACAAAACAACCGUUGCGUCUCAGAACUCAACAACUCUUGAGAAGAACAACCAUCUUCAUCCGGUUGUUGACGAUGUCAUACAUGUGAUCCGCCACAGCAGUUUCCGAGUAGGGAGCGACCAGCCGGUCAUGGAAAGCGUCGAGGUCGGUGUCCAGAACGUCGACGUCGGAAAACUCAUAAACGUUGUGAGAGAUGAAAUGGAAGUGAGGAAAGUAGCCGCCACUCCUUCCGAAUCAACCACCACGAGAUCAUCAUCAUCAUCAUCAAUCAUCUCAGAGCCUACCGAGACGACGACCCGUCCUGAAGAGCCAGACCCGAUCACCAAUUACUCAGAAUCCAAGAGCUUUAACUCUUGCUCCGACUCGUCACCAGCUGAGACCAGAGCAAACUCGUUCAUGCCCGAGGAGGAAACAACUCCGGCUCCGGCUGUGAAAGAGACGUUGGACAUCAAGUCGUUUAGACAGAGGGCAGAGGCGCUUGAAGGUCUAUUGGAACUAUCUGCGGAUUUGCUGGAACAGAGCAGGCUCGAAGAGUUAGCCAUCGUGUUGCAGCCGUUUGGGAAGAACAAAGUUUCGCCUCGAGAAACCGCGAUUUGGUUGGCAAAGAGUUUGAAAGGAAUGAUGAUCGAAGACAUCAAUAAUAACAACAGUGGCAGCUCCAGGAAUUGUUCAUGA